Molecule: messenger RNA, 932 nt
Organism: Poecilia reticulata (guppy)
Lineage: Eukaryota; Metazoa; Chordata; Actinopteri; Cyprinodontiformes; Poeciliidae
Product: serine protease 1-like
Biological process (GO): proteolysis
Cellular component (GO): secretory granule
Molecular function (GO): serine-type endopeptidase activity
Source: RefSeq, a predicted model, not a curated record
GGUGUCUGUCCUCUGAUUGGUGGCUUUCUUUCCAGCAGGAAGUUGUGAACAGAGUUUAAAAGCUGCUGCAGGACUGCAGACAUUCACAGGAAGCUGGACCAGCAAUGGCUCUGCUGAAGGUUCUGCUGCUGCUGCUGGGACUGAGUGUUGCAGUGAGUUCAGUGUCUCUGCAGAAGAGAGUCAUUGGAGGUCAGAACUGUAAAGGCGAUGAGCGUCGCUAUCAUGUGGUGCUUGAAGGCAUUAGUAAAUCAGAAUCAACUUUGUGUGGAGGAUCUCUGAUCAGUGAUCAGUGGAUUCUGACUGCAGCUCACUGCUGGGAGUCAGGUCCAGGAUGGACAAAUACAGCACUUAUAGGAGUUCAUCCUAAAGUACUGGAUAAGGAUAAGGCUAAGGCUAAGACUUAUAAAAUCACUCACCAUGAGAUUUAUAAAGACAGCAAUAAUAAUGAACAUGACAUCAUGCUCCUGAAGCUUCCAGAAAAAAUAACAACAAUCAAACCAAUCAAACUACCUGACUGUCCAGAUAUUCUCAAAGUAGGCACUAAGGUUCAGAUUGCAGGUUUUGGACCAGCAAAAACAGGAAAAGAUCCAAAAACAGGAUCAAAUAUGUUACGAAUUGACGAUACUCCAUCUAAUCUUCAGUGUGCAGAGAUUAAGAUUUUGAAACAUGGCAGUUUUACAUUUUCUACUCCUAAAUAUCAGUACGAGCACUGGUCCUGUGCUAAAAGCUCCACGAAGGACACAUCUGCGGGCGACUCUGGUGGAGGAUGGGUGUUCAACAACCGGCUCUAUGGUGUUCAUGUCCUCACUGAUGAUGAAGUCUACGCAUGCAGUGAACCAGCUUAUUUCAUGGAUGUCUGUGGCUACAAGAAGUGGAUAGAUGACACAAUUAAACCACCAAAAAAAACUUUUAUUAAAAAAGUGUUUGUCUGA